This is a messenger RNA of Ostreococcus tauri, 1368 nucleotides long. RefSeq names its product Thioredoxin-like fold. Gene Ontology annotation, cellular component: cytoplasm. The record is from RefSeq and is a predicted model, not a curated record. Lineage: Eukaryota; Viridiplantae; Chlorophyta; Mamiellophyceae; Mamiellales; Bathycoccaceae. The coding region runs from base 1 to 1368 and encodes 455 amino acids. The transcript has a single exon.
AUGGAUGCGGUCGGGAUGGCGAACCGACGACGCGGGGGGACGACGGCGAAGACGUGGGCGCGCGUCGACGCGCCCGCGUGGACGGCGCUGGACGAGGCGACGAGAGGGGCGUUCGUGAAGGAUCCGGAGGAAUCGGACGCGCGGGCGAACGAACGCGCGUUCGAUGCGUCGCCGGGGACGACGCCGAGGAUAAAGCUCUAUCGCGACGCGGCGUCUUGGUGCCCGUACUCUCAGAAGAUUUGGAUGCAGCUCGAGGAGAAACGCGUGCCGUACACGUUGGAGCGAAUCAACAUGCGAUGCUACGGUUCCAAACCGAAGAGUUUUACGUCGAAAGUUCCGAGCGGGGCUCUUCCCGUGAUUGAGCUCGAUGGACGGGUGAUCACGGAGUCGAGCGUCAUCGCGGAUGUCAUCGAGAGCGAGUUCACCGAGCAUAAAAGUUUACUUCCGUACGCACCCGGAAGCGCGGAGAUGCGACGCGCGCAGACUUUGAUGCGCUUAGAGCGCGCGUUAUUCUCUCGAUGGAUGCAGUGGAUCACGAGCAGCUGGAGCGAUGCUUCGGCACAAAGCAUGUACUGCGAAACAUUGGAUGCGGUGGACGCGGAGCUCGGCGCCGGCGGCGGUCCGUACUUUAUGGGCGCCGAAUUCACGCUCGUAGACAUCGCGUACACGCCGUUUCUCGAGCGCAUGGCGGCGAGUAUUCUGUACUACAAGGGGUUGAAAAUCGAAGGCAACGGUGGUCGAUGGCCGAAUCUCGACAAAUGGUUCGCCGCGAUGGCGCAGCGUAAGGUGUACCGCGGAAUCAAGAGUGACUACUACACGAACGCGCACGAUCUUCCGCCACAGCUGGGCGGAUGCGCUGAAAACGGCGAUAACGUGCAGGCUCGGGACGCGAUCGAUGGCGUCAACGGCGUCGAUUGGCGUUUACCACUCGGCCCUCUGAAUGAGUCGAGUAUGGAGCCGUGGUGGGGCGUGGACGAUCCCGCGCUCGCUCGCAUGGAAGCGGCGAGGCGCGUCAUUGAAAAUCACGUCAACGUGACACGUUUCGCCGCUCGGGGCUGUGGUACACCAGGUUCACCCGGAUACUCGGCUCCUUUGUCCGAUCCGAACGCCAAACCUGGUGAGGAACACAUUCCCGCCGUAGACGCCGCACUCCGACUCGUCGUUCACGCCAUGAUCAAACCGGAAAUCACCGACGCCGCGGCGGCACCAGCCGUGAGUCGCGGUGAAUCGCACGCGGUUGCCCCGACCGUGGCAUCACUAGAGUACCUUCGAGAUCGCAUCGGUGUUCCGCGAGAUAUGAGCUAUCCCGCCGCUCGACAGCUGCGCGCGUAUUUAAAUUGGAUGAUCGAUGCGUUGGUGGCCGUGUAA